AUGGCAUCCUCGCAGGAGAUUGCAAAGACGUCUUCCUCCCUCUGUCCCCAAGGCUUGACGCCACCGGAAAGCCCAGUGAUGGGGUUGGCUAUGCCCCAUGCUACCACGGAGAAUCUGAAACAUCUCUUCCAUGUGCUUAAAAAGGUGCUGUCUGAUCUUACCAACCGUGAACCUCCAAACACUCCUGUCACCCAGGACCAGUGCCCACCAGGUCCCGACGUGGUUCGACUGAAGCAGUUACUGGAACGUGCAUCGGUCGAACUCUCUCAGGCAGCCGAGCCAUCUCAGUCUUACUUUCCCGACAAUGAGCAGGCAGAGAAGGUCCAGGUGGCAGAUACGCUUGAACUCGAAACUCCCAUCUGUACAACGCCGGAUCAUUUCGAGAGAUUUGAGAAAUGGGCAUCCAAAGCCCAAUACAAAACAGUUUUGGAAACCUGGGACAAAGAAGCAUGUAAAUACGAGAUCACUGAAUCGGCGGAGGCCAGCGGUGAUCCAGACAACUAUGCUGAAUAUGCAUUCGUUGUCCGCAAACGUUUGGAACGAAAUGCCGAGGAAGUGACGCCGUACAUAGACGUCAAGUCGGAAGGCUUGCGCGACAUCCUGCGCGUGGUGCUGCACGAUAUCAAAGCCAUUAGCCUAAUGGAGGACAAGCCAUCGAUCGAGCAAAAUAUCCUUUUCCAUUUCCUGCCAGAGUUCAACAAUUAUGCUGAAAAUAUGAACACAUCAGACUGUGAAUUCACUCAUCAACACCUUCUCUUGCUCAUCGACCACCUCGAGCAAGCAUAUUCAGCUACUUCGCAGCGUCUCUCGUCAAUUCUACAGCACGACCGGGUUCCCACGUUUUCACCACAUGCUUUGGCACAAAGGAGCCGCGAUGUGUCAUAUUCGACGCGGGGGGAAGAGGUGACCCAGAAUAAUGAGAUGUGGUUCAAUCUCGAGUGCCGGUUCCUUGAUUAUGACGGAGUCAAGUUCGGCGAGGCCGGUAUCUUUCUGCGUGUGGCAAAGUUCCGAGGGUCAAAGCCGAUCGAGAGCCUCGAGGCCUUUCCUCUCUGCCACCAUCCAAGUCACGAACAAGUCCAGAAAGACUUGGUCGAAAGAGGCCAAAAGUUUCGGAAUCUGGCUGGCUCGCACAUUCAGCACUGUACAGGGAACGCAUUCUUUAUGAACAAGGGGAAGAUUUUCAAAGUCAACAUCAACAGUCGAGUAGCGGUGGACGCCGCAUUUUUCCAUGAAAUGCAGCCAAACUACUCCCGACCGUCACUCCGCAAUAUGGGGGCAAAAGACAAGGAUGGCAUUGCCGUCCUUGACAUAGGUGCAAUGUUGGCUGAAGAUCGUGAGCGAGAGAAGGAGAAAAUGCAAGGAGACGGUAUGGAUGCACAAAAACUGAGGGAGGCUGAUUUCUUGGUCGCUUGCCCAACGGUUUGUUGUUUCAGUUUCAAGGAGAAAAUGUUUUUGGAGUGUGCAGUCAGUGCUCUUCGGGACGUGGACUGGUCACUUGAGUCGUUUAACUGCCUGAAGAUCCCUUCAGAGGCCAAGACCCUCCUCUUGCCAUUGGCGAAAACCCGCCUAGGUCUGAUACCGACGGUACCGUUCGACGACGUAAUUGAUGGAAAAGGCCAAGGACUCAACAUCCUUCUAAAUGGCCCACCCGGCGUUGGAAAGACAUUUACAGUUGAGGCAACCUCGGAGUAUUUCAAGCUCCCACUCUAUUCGAUAUCUGCAGGCGAACUUGUCGUCGACCACGGCGAUUCCAAUGCGCUUGAGCAACAACUUGAAACAGUGUUCAAGAUCGCCAAACACUUUAAUGCCAUACUUCUCUUGGAUGAGGCAGAUGCAUUCAUGGAGCAGCGUACAUCUUACCACGAUACCCACAAUCGCCUCGUGACUGUUUUCCUCCGGAAGCUGGAAUAUUAUCAAGGAAUUCUUUUCUUGACUUCAAAUCGGGGUGUCCAGUUUGAUGAUGCAAUUCUCAGCCGGACCCAUUUGACCAUUGAGUAUGAAGAUUUGACGAGAGAGUUUCGCAGAGAUCUCUGGUCAACUUUUCUGUCCAGGGCAUGUACGAUGCAAGGACCCGCCGUUGUUGAAGAAGACGACCUCCGACGAUUAGAGUCAUUGGAUCUGAAUGGACGAGAGAUCAAAAACAUCGCCGCUAUCGCGCAUGCUCUCGCUGAAGCGGACGUCAACCAGGUGAACUACAAAUACUUGGAGUUAGCCGCCGAAUCUAAUAAAAAAUUUUCAAAGGAGUUUGGCAGAGGGAGGCCUGUUGAUGGAAUGUAUGUCUAG
Messenger RNA from Penicillium alfredii, 2283 nucleotides. Its product is annotated as ATP-binding protein. Gene Ontology annotation, molecular function: ATP hydrolysis activity; ATP binding. The record is from RefSeq and is a predicted model, not a curated record. The transcript has 9 exons. The coding region runs from base 1 to 2283 and encodes 760 amino acids. Lineage: Eukaryota; Fungi; Ascomycota; Eurotiomycetes; Eurotiales; Aspergillaceae.